Messenger RNA from Daktulosphaira vitifoliae (grape phylloxera), 1059 nucleotides. Its product is annotated as alkylated DNA repair protein alkB homolog 8-like. Gene Ontology annotation, biological process: tRNA wobble uridine modification. Lineage: Eukaryota; Metazoa; Arthropoda; Insecta; Hemiptera; Phylloxeridae. Gene Ontology annotation, cellular component: cytoplasm; nucleus. The transcript is spliced from 3 exons. Gene Ontology annotation, molecular function: tRNA binding; S-adenosylmethionine-dependent methyltransferase activity. The record is from RefSeq and is a predicted model, not a curated record. The coding region runs from base 225 to 1028 and encodes 267 amino acids.
UACAGAAUAUAUUAAGUCUGUAUUACGAAGGAAGGAGAUAAUUUGACAUACAUUUUUUAAUAUAAACAAUAAAAAUUUCGAUUUAUAAGUCUCAUUGAUUGUCUUUUAUCAUUUAAAAAUUAUUACGAAUAUGUUAUCUAAAAUGUUUUAAACAUAACAUCUAUGUUCUUAAAAUAGUUUUUUUUUAUUUAAUUUAACUUCAAAGCGUUAAUUAUUAAUUUAUAAUGAUAUCCUUAAAUGAAAAAAAUGCUUCACAGUUAGAAUUUCAGCAUGUACAUAAUGUGUAUGAAAAUAUUGCAUCCCAUUUUAGUGACACUAGACAAAAACCAUGGCCUAAUGUUGUUAAAUUCAUUAAUAAAGCUGAACCAGGAUCUAUAAUUUUAGAUGUUGGUUGUGGAAAUGCAAAAUAUUUCACAAGUAAUUCUACAAAUUUUCAAGUAGGUUGUGAUCGAAGUACUCAAUUAGCCCAAAUAUGCAAAAGCCGUAAUCACCAAGUUUUUAAUUGUGAUUGCCUUCAAUUACCGUUACGUUCAAAUUGUAUUGAUUUCUGUAUAAAUAUAGCUGUUCUCCACCAUUUAUCAACAUCAGAGCGAAGAUUUAAAGCCUUAAACGAGAUAUUUCGAGUAUUAAGAAAAGGUGGUCAAGCACUUAUUUAUGUUUGGGCUAAAGAACAGAAAAGAAAUGAAACACCUUCAACAUAUUUAAAACAGAAAAAAGCUCAUAUAAAAAAUUCAAGUUCAGUUAAUGAUACAAUAAGUAAUCAUUAUCAUGUAGAAAAAAUUGAAUUGGAUCUUCCAAUUCAUACUAAUCGUUCUAACUUUAUACAUAAUGACUUAUUAGUACCAUGGAAAUUAAAUAAAAAUAAAUUAAAUGACAAAGAUCCUGUGACACAUCUUAGAUUCUAUCAUGUCUUUGAAGAAACAGAAUUAAAGUCUUUGUGUGAGAGAAUUUCAAAUUGUAAAAUUAUUGAGUAUUAUUAUGAUCAAGGAAACUGGUGUAUAAUUUUUGAAAAAUUAUUAAAUACUUAAAAUAAAAUACUAUAUAUUGGUUUAUAAUAAA